Messenger RNA from Equus caballus (horse), 4194 nucleotides. Lineage: Eukaryota; Metazoa; Chordata; Mammalia; Perissodactyla; Equidae. The record is from RefSeq and is a predicted model, not a curated record.
ACGAAGAGCAGGUCUGGCAGGAAGAGCUCGGGGCAAGUUGUGUCAGGGCUUCCAGAAGGAAGUGUCCAAGUGAUUGAAUAUGAGGGUGUGGCACCUAGGAGAAGGAUCUGGACAGGACGGCACAGAAAUGGAGAGGAAGCCGUGGGUACUACUAACAACGGUUUUAAAAAAACUUUUGCUGAAGGAACGUAUUUGCUGAUAUAUAUAGUUUCAGAAUGUCAAGUUCUGUGUCCUACUGGAUCUUAAAUUCUGCAAGGAAUAGCAUUGCCACAUUACAAGGAGGUGGACGUUUAUAUUCAAGGUGUGCCUCAAAUUGGAAUAAAUCAAAAUGGAGGCUCUUUUCCCCGGCACUGGCCACUCUAAAAAAUGAUGCACCAUGUGGUAGCUUUGCUCUGCAGAAAGCCUACAGACACACAUCAACGGAGGAAGACGAUUUCCACUUACAGCUCAGCCCUGAGCAGGUAAAUGAAGUGCUUCGAGCUGGUGAGUCUGCCCACAAGAUUCUUGACCUGGUCAACGGAGUUCCAAAUUCCGUGUUGCGGUUUGAGAGCAACCAGCUGGCUGCCAACUCCCCAGUGGAGGACCGACGAGGUGUGGCCUCCUGCCUGCAGACCAAUGGGCUCAUGUUUGGCAUCUUUGAUGGACAUGGUGGCCAUGCAUGUGCUCAAGCAGUGAGCGAACGGCUCUUCUACUAUGUGGCAGUGUCACUGAUGUCCCAGCAGACCCUGGAGCAGAUGGAGGGAGCAAUGGAAAGCAUGAAGCCCCUGCUGCCCAUCCUGCAGUGGCUCAAGCAUCCAGGGGACAGUAUCUAUAAGGAUGUCACAUCCAUGCACCUUGAUCACCUCCGUGUCUACUGGCAGGAGCUGCUUGACGUGCACAUGGAAAUGGGACUGAACAUUGAGGAAGCAUUAAUGUACUCCUUCCAGAGACUGGAUUCUGACAUCUCGCUGGAAAUCCAGGCCCCCCUGGAAGAUGAGAUGACAAGGAACCUUUCACUCCAGGUCGCUUUCUCCGGGGCAACAGCUUGCAUGGCCCAUGUCGACGGAGUUCACUUGCAUGUGGCAAACGCAGGUGACUGUCGGGCCAUCCUUGGUGUCCAGGAGGACAAUGGCAUGUGGUCUUGUCUUCCCCUCACCCGCGAUCACAAUGCCUGGAACCAGGCUGAGUUGUCACGGCUAAAGAAGGAGCAUCCUGCGUCAGAGGACAAGACAGUCAUCAUGGAUGACAGGCUGCUGGGCAUCCUCAUGCCCUGCAGGGCCUUUGGGGACGUCCAGCUAAAGUGGAGCAAGGAGCUGCAACGCAGUGUCCUAGAGAGGGGCUUUGACACUGAGGCCCUCAACAUUUACCAGUUCACCUCCCCGCACUACUAUACUCCACCCUACCUGACUGCCAAGCCUGAGGUCACAUACCACAGACUGAGGCCCCAGGAUAAGUUCCUCGUGCUGGCCUCAGACGGCCUGUGGGACAUGCUGGGCAAUGAGGAUGUAGUGAGGCUGGUGGUGGAGCACCUGGCUGAAGCUGGUCGGCACAAGCCGGACCUGGCCCAGAGACCUGCCAACCUGGGCCUCAUGCAGAGCCUGCUGCUGCAGAGGAAAGCCCAGGGGCUCCAGGCUGCCGACCAGAAUGCAGCCACACAUCUGAUCAGACAUGCCAUUGGGAGCAACGAGUAUGGGGAGAUGGAGCCGGAGCGGCUGACGGCCAUGCUGACGUUGCCGGAGGAUUUGGCGAGGAUGUACAGGGAUGACAUCACUGUCACUGUGGUGUAUUUUAACUCAGACUCAAUUGAUGCAUGUUACAAGGGAGAUUAAGAGUCUCCCAUCCUAUUGCUGAGAUUAAUUUAAAUGCUUUUCUAAGACAUUCUCACUUAUUCUUAAACUGGCUCUUCAAACCUUGCUGUUAAAAGGUAGGCAGAUGUAGCUUGUUUAGUGAUAGACUAACGUGAGACAAGCAGACCAGGUUUAAAAGUGGUAGCAGUGAUUUCAUGUCCCUGUGUGUUUGGCUACCUCUCCUACCAGAGAGGGCAGAGCAUGAGACCAUAGAGCUGGCUUGGACUCACAAAGCCCAAGUCCUGUUAGAAAGAUACUGUUGUUGAACUGUGCCAGCCUGGGCCUUCAAAGGGCAAAUUUAAUCAUGAUUCUAAGGCUAUGAAGAACUUUGCGAUCUUCUGAGGUCUUGCUACAAAAUCUGCCAACUUGAUAAUUUUCAGUUCACCAUCAUGGACUUCUAGACUGUGAAGGGAGGUUUUGUUUGUUUUUUAUUUUUAAGUUACUAAGACCUAGUUUUACAAAGCAUAUUACAGGAUAAUUUUCUAUGCAAUAUUCUGACUUGUUUUUUUGUGAUUAUAUUUGUGAAAACAUUUUGUAAUACUGCAUUCUAGUUCUGUUUUUAGUUUAUAUUAAAACUGAGUCCUCAAACUUGCAAACACGCCUGCUGUAAGCAUGCCUGGAAUGACUUGUCUUGGUUUUCAGCUGAGGGUGAGAGGGGCUAGGCCUCUGGACCAGCUGGAUUUAUUUUUCAGUCCCUUCUACUGAGUCCUGUCCGCUGAACCUUUGAGCCAUACUAGGAGGUAACUUCUCUCUAAGCCUUAACUCUUGGUCUUUCCAGCAUUGAUACGCUUUCCUCCAGGUCUUAGCCUCUGGAGUUUAUCUGUAACACUUAACCUUUCUGAUUAUACCUCUCAAACAUUCUUCUCUUAAUUCCAGCUAACACUCCUACCUCUCUUCUGCUGAAUUCUCUCACUCUGCUGCUGCUGAUUGCACAGUGCUGUCUGGGAAGAAUGCUCCCUCUUCAGUUGCUUGCAGGGAAAGAGAAAAUGUGAUCGCAUGUGGUAAUUGUGACAGAUGUUUAGGCAGGACUGGCUUAUGUAGUGGAUUGUGGACUGAAGAGUUAGCCUGAAUUUAGAGAUGAAAGCAUGAAGGACGUGAAAACAGUCACUAACCAAGCUCCCUGUCUGCAUCCUGAGAUGCAGUGGGGAGGAGAGAGGCAUGAGAUUUGGCAGAUGCGACACCCGCCCCUAGACGGUGGGAUAAAUCGCCUUUGCUGCUCUUCCAGGACUGGACCAUAUUUAGUAUAGGAGUUGUGGCAAAAAAAUAAAAUGUAACCUGUAAUCACUUCCGUGGGCUGCACAGUCUUGUGUUUACUUGAAAAUUAAGCUUGUGGAUCUUUUCUGGGGGGAUGAAUUUCAUGUUCUCAUGAAUUGCUGUGCCAUUUAAAGGACAGGAAAUGGGUCCCUAAAUGGAAACACAAAUAUAAUCCUACAAAAUUGACAGCUUUUUCUUCCUGUACUGCAUUAGUUGACCCCUCUCCUCAUUUCACCCCCUUGUGCCAUGCAAUGAAACUAAAAGAAAAUAACAUAAGUUUGGCUUCCUACAAACACUAUGUCCUAGUGACAUUCAAGUGUCCUUCUAGCCUGGGGACCCUGCCCUGGACAUUUUCCAGUGUAAUUCUUCAGUGAUACGGCUUCAUCUAAAAAAUUCUCUUUUGGGUGCUUAAACUUUGGUCCUUUUAUUCUGAAACCAUUAGUAUUCCUUCUGAUCGCCUAGAUCUUAACUCAGAAAUAAGAUGUGAAUCACUCCCAUUCCACCGGCAUGAAGAUUUGUUGCUAGAGCUGAGGACUCUGCUUGUCUGACAUCCUUUGGUCUUUAUGCCAACGAAACCCUGGCGUACCCUUGGAGCUUUCACCAGAAUCACAGAGUGUCUGAAUCCUGUUUUGGAGCCUAGCAUGGGUCAUAAAUGUAUCUGAUUCAGUAACUUGUGGGACAGCUGAGAGAAUACAGGCUUCCCACCUGUUUCUCCAAGCCUAUCUGUGUAUUCUCUCUGCCUAAUAGACUUCCUGCUUCCUAAUUGGUAUAUUGAGGGAAAAGAAAGGCCGGUUUAUUGUCUGCCUUUUUCCACUGUGAUCUCUUGUCAGCUCUUUCCAUGAAUGCUCCAAGGACUGCCUCCUGGUUAAACCCCAGUGCGCCUGUCUCCCUGCCCACAGUUCUGUCCUUGGCCUUCCUGAGACACAUCGACUCCUGUUUGAGGACACUGGCAUUUGAGAGGGGGUUGGUGGCACUUUCAGGCCUUCCGAAGACCGUCAUUCCUUUUAUGUAGAGAUUUCAAUAUCGAGACUUAAAAUGAACUCAAAAUUGAGAUUGAACGUAUAAUAUUUUGGAUGUGACUUUUGAAUAAAGCAUGCUUUGGUGCCUAAAGUUA